AAUGUAAACCUAAUUUACUUUUGGUGUAAUCGAUGACACAAUAGUAACUAUCCGAUGAUAACAAUCGAUAUCACUUGAAGAUAUAUUUGGUGUCACAAUGACUGUAGUGGUUUUUAUGUAAGCGAGUUCUUAUUUCUAUCACUGGAGUUGAGCUGUUAACACAUGUUUUGGAAAUCGGAAAGAAAUGAAUCAAAGAAGAAUACGAUUUAAAGCGUUCCGAUUGGGAUUGUGGCAUAUCCUGUGUUAUGAUGUUGCUGAAUCGACGACAACGCCACGAAUUCCUUACCAAAUUCAAUCAAAUUUGUGACGAAGAAGACUUUGGCCAAAGCACUUGGACCAUUGACCUGUGUUAUCUGCUUCGUCGAUUUAAUAUUCGACAUAUUUACACCACAAUAACCAUUGGCGUUAAUCCAGACUUUCGCAACAAUGAUUAUUACGGAGCAAUUUUGUGGAUAGAUCACAUAAGAGUGAGCUCGAAAUUUGAUAAGGCCUCAUGCAAUGGUUUGAAAAUUCAAAAGAGAACAAUUGAUAAUAAAGCGCUUUUGGAGCAUUUAGCGAAGAAAGGACCAGUCAUUGCACUUACUAAUGGAUAUUUGUUGCACUGUGAUUUAUGCCAGACGAAAGAGUCAGAGUGUUUGCAGGAAAUUAGAAAAUGCUUCUCAAUCAGUAAGCCAAAAACGAGAUUUUCGGGUCAUUAUAUCGUGUUAUGUGGAUAUGACCAUCGCAUCGGAAGCGUAUUUUAUAGAAAUCCGGCACACGAUGAUCGUAUCUGUGUAAUUUCGUACCGAAAACUGACCGAAGCACGUACUGCCAAUGGUACCGAUGAACCUAAAUUGUAUAAAAUUUAAAUAAAUCCCCAAAUUUGUUCAAUAAAUUAAAACUUUAUUCGAAAUGGAUACCGCUGUCUCUAUGUGUGUAUGUGUGUGUUUGACAUAAUACAAGCACAACGUCUACAGUAAUAAUGUUCGUUAAGUCUACAAAGUUGAGUGUUUUAUGUUAAGGAAUAUUUUUACUUUUUUUUAUCU
Messenger RNA from Contarinia nasturtii (swede midge), 1025 nucleotides. RefSeq names its product protein GUCD1. The coding region runs from base 246 to 848 and encodes 200 amino acids. Lineage: Eukaryota; Metazoa; Arthropoda; Insecta; Diptera; Cecidomyiidae. The transcript has 5 exons. The record is from RefSeq and is a predicted model, not a curated record.